This is a messenger RNA of Myiozetetes cayanensis, 1057 nucleotides long. RefSeq names its product ribonuclease H2 subunit C (gene RNASEH2C). The transcript is spliced from 4 exons. Gene Ontology annotation, biological process: RNA catabolic process. Gene Ontology annotation, cellular component: ribonuclease H2 complex. Lineage: Eukaryota; Metazoa; Chordata; Aves; Passeriformes; Tyrannidae. The coding region runs from base 36 to 470 and encodes 144 amino acids. The record is from RefSeq and is a predicted model, not a curated record.
CUCCCCUCCCCUCCCCUCCCCUCAGGCCCGCCGCGAUGGCGAUUCGCGUUCGGUUCCCCCCCGGGCCGCCCCCGGCCCCGCUCCCGGCCCAGCUCCUGCCCUGCCGAAUCAGGCACGACGGGCCCGCGCCCGUGGCCGCCUUCAUGAGGGUCCAAGCCGGCCCCGACGGCGAGCUCUGGACCUCUUUCCGGGGGCGCCGUUUGGGGGGGCGGGAGCUGCCCCUCCCCCCCGGCUACAGGGGGGUCCUGCUGAGGGAGGGGGAGCCGGGGGAGCCCCCACUCUGCGACCCCGAGGACCCCCAGCCCCGGUGGGUGUCGGUCUGGGGGUCCUUUGGGACCAUCACGGACUGGGGGGCCGAUGCUGUUCCCCCUCCCGGCCGGGGCCUGGCCCGGGCGCUGCAGUGGGGGACCCUCGCCAGGGAGCUCCACGCCCCCGUGAGCGAUGACAGCGAUGAGGAGGCGGAGCUCUGACAGGCCCUGCCCACUGUGAAGGGGUGGAGCCAUCACAAACCACACCUACAUGUAACUCCUCCCCACUGUGGGUGUGGCCUGUCCAAGCCACACCCCCUCAUGAAUAAACCAAUACCCACCCUUGAUGGGUCACACCCACUCAAGCCCCUCCCACUGUGGGUGGAGCCUGUGCAAGCCACACCCCUUCCCACUUCCCCAAGCCAAUAAAAGCUGGUGCUUCCUUGACAGGCCCUGCCCAUGCACAAAGCUCCUCCCACAGUGGGAGGGGCUUGAUUAACCAAAUGAGCUCCUCCCACAGUGGGAGGAGCCUGUUUAACCAAAUGAGCUCCCUCCCACAGUGGGAGGGGUCUGUUUAACCAAAUGAGGUUCCUCCCACAGUGGGGAGGAGCCUGUUUAACCAAAUGAGGUCCCUCCCACAGUGGGAGGAGCCUGCUUAACCAAAUGAGGUCCCUCCCACAGUAGGAGGAGCCUGUUUAACCAAAUGAGGUUCGUCCUGCAGUGGGUGGAGCCUCCCAUUCAAGCCCCACCCCCUUUAAUCAAUAAAGACUCCACAGCCCCAGGUGUGGGCGGGGCCAGGCGUUGUUUAA